This is a messenger RNA of Hydatigera taeniaeformis, 1392 nucleotides long. Lineage: Eukaryota; Metazoa; Platyhelminthes; Cestoda; Cyclophyllidea; Taeniidae. The record is from the annotation of a GenBank genome assembly.
AUGCUGGACCUCAAUUCUAAAUCCCCCAAAAUUAGCCUAAAGCACGAGACUUGGGAUGCAUUGACCGGCAAAGAUCUCAUUUCCGUUCACCUCAAUUACUAUUCUUCCUUUAUCUUCUCCAAAUUCAUCGAAUCUCUCAACCUCGCCUCCUGUGCUACUCCCUCUGGCAUCAGCUGUUCAGAUGAUCUGGACGUGUUAGAUUUGGAUGAGGAACUGAUUAGGGCCCUCGAUCAUCACUCCAUCAUUACUUCACAAUUACCUGACGACCACAUUCAAACAGCGGACGAGAUAAUUGAGGAAAUUGAUCGGCUGAUGGUUGGUGAGUCGGUGGAGUCCGAUCUGGAGCUCUGCGAUCCCCAGGCGAAUCCUGAGUUUCGUGCCACUUAUGUCUGGAAACCAGUGUCAGUGCUGGAGCAGAUGUCUAUCGCUCAACUGAACGCCCUGGUUGAUGAAUUAGACGUCUGCGUUCGUCACUACUCGGCGUGUCUUGUACAGGAGUUGGCUUUUCGUGAAGAAAUGGAGUACGAGCAGGAGGUGAAGGACAUCUUUUUCACGCGUCUUCACGAGGUACAGAAUCGUAUGGACGAGUGGGCUAAUUGCAAUGCUGCAGUGGUGCAGGGGAAUGGUAGUGACGAUAUGGGCCAUGAAGAUGUAGACUACAACAACUCCGACGAUGAUGAGAGUAGGGUAGAAGAAAGGAGACGUGGGAUGUUUGGAGGUGCCAGUUCAGCCGCAGUGGCAAAAGUGAUCCUUGCCAACGCCGCAUUCGCAGUUCGUCGCCGAUGGCGUCGCAUGGGUCGCAGUCUGGAAAAGGCACGAUCAACAUGGCAUCAUCACGGCCGUCGACGCCGGCACCUUACCGACGAAAAUAGCGACAGUGAAGAUCGGUACCAUCGUCGCCUUCGUGGCUGCACUCAACCCAUUGAUUCACGCGACAUCUCCGUGGGGACGACGCGUGGUGGUGAAGGUGGCAAAAUGUGCGUUUCUAACUCUAACCUUGAGUUGGCUCCUGAUGGGUUGGCUGGAGCGGGAGACGAGGAUGAUGAGGAAGAGUGGUCGGUGCGCAGUGAGACGAACUCCACCGUUAAUACGCCCACCACCGGUGCUGUUACUAAUAGCGCCUCUUCUGUAGGACAUUCGCCUCGUCAUCAUCAGAUUUGGUUCACGUCUACUGCCUCUGCUGCUAGGGGGAAACGUAACCCUCAGGAGGACUUAAAGUUUCUGAGCACCAAGAUCCCCUACCACCGGUCAUCAAACUAUGGAGGAGCGUGCAACGGACCGACGGUGGGUCAUUUGGAGCUCUUCAACGAGUUCCUCUUCUGCAUGCUCACCAAUAAUCCAAAUCUCACGCCUCUACUCACUGACUAUAUCCUAAAUGGUACGUUUCCUUGA